ACAUCAUCCCUUGUUACACAAUGAGAGAUCGCAUGUUUCAAAUGGACCAUCGGAAACACCUGCCGACGCGUUUGGUAGUUGCAACAUCCACAUGACUCAAACCAAUGAGAUACUGUUCAGAAUUGUACCGGUAUUGAUUCAUGGACCUUCAAAAGUAAUACGAACCUAUGCGUUCAUAGACGACGGGUCAGAGCUGACACUAAUGGAACAAAGUCUCGCAGACGAAAUAGGAGUUUGGGGCCCAAAGUCAUCCCUGUGCCUUAAAUGGACGGGGGGCACGAACCGAGUGGAAGACGAAUCUCGAAAGGUUGCCGUGGAGAUAUCUGCUGUAGGAUUCGACUCUAGGCGACACCAGUUGACAAAUGUGCAGACAAUUCACGACCUACAACUACGCCCGCAAACCAUGGUGCUUUCUGAACUACAAGAACGAUUCAGUUACCUUAGCGGAUUACCAGUGGAGUCUUACAUCAAUGUCUGUCCUCGUAUCCUUAUCGGGCUGGAUAAUGCGUAUCUCGGACAUGUGCUGAAAAGUCGAGAAGGAAAACCACGCGAACCCAUCGCCGUCAAAACGCAACUAGGAUGGAUAAUCUAUGGCAGUUGUAACCAAAAGCGGCGAAGCUCAAAUUACGUCAAUGUACACACCAUAAAAGUUUGUGACUGUAAUCCACAAACCGAUGAAAACCUGCAUCUUGCGAUGAAAACCUAUUUUGACCUUGACAGCCUGGGGAUUUUAACUCCGAACAAGACUCUUCGAUCGCCCGAAGAACAACGUGCCGUAGAACUCCUGGAAAAGCAGACCAUACCUAAAGCAGGACGAUAUGAAGCGGGACUACUUUGGAAGUAUGAAAACGUACGUCUUCCAAACAGCAAAGAUAUGGCAUACAAGCGAUGGCAAUGUCUAGAUAGACGAAUGAAUCAGGACAAGCAACUAUCGGCAACUAUCCAACAAAAAAUGGCAGAUUACGUGUCUAAAGGGUACGUGCGAAAGCUGACGGAACCUGAACUCAACGUUCGUCCAGCUCGCGAGUGGUACUUACCGGUCUUUCCAGUUAUGAAUCCCAACAAGCCGAAUAAGGUUAGGCUGGUAUGGGAUGCAGCAGCCUGUGCAUAUGGAAUAUCACUCAAUUCGUUACUUCUAAAAGGUCCAGAUCUCCUUACGUCUCUCCUUACGGUGCUCAUUCAAUUUCGAGAAUUCCGUAUCGGAAUAUGCGGAGAUAUCCGUGAAAUGUACUUGCAAAUAUUGCUUAGCAAAGAUACUCGAUUGCGCUUCUUCUGGAAAGAGAACGAACAUGAUACAAGUCCACAAGUCUUCGAAAUGCUGGUGUUGCCUUUUGGAGUUUCGUGUGCGCCGACUAUAGCCCAAUAUGUUAAAAACAUCAAUGCCAAACAAUUUGAACACGAGCUUCCUACGGCGGUUCGGGCAAUAGUUGAUCAACAUUACGUCGAUGACAUGCUUUCGAGUGUCGAAACUGAAGGAGAAGCCAUUGCCUUAGCAAGCAACGUAAAACAAAUCCAUGCAGCAGCCGGAUUCGAAAUGAGGAAUUGGAUUUCGAAUUCUGCAACUCUUCUAGAAGCGCUGGACGAACCGAAAACGGAGGAAAAAGAUCUAACAAUAGCCGAAGAAGGUGUGACUGAGAAAGUGCUUGGAUUAUGGUGGAAUACAAACACGGAUUGCUUCACCUUUAAGGUAUCGCCACGAUAUGAUCCUGAGUUGAUAUCAGGAAUGCGAAUUCCGACCAAACGUGAAGUGUUGAGAACCCUAAUGAUGAUAUUUGAUCCAUUGGGGCUCAUAGGUCACUUCCUUAUGUUCCUUAAAGUGAUUUUGCAAGAGAUCUGGAGAACGUCUGUAACCUGGGACGAUCCUAUUGAGGAAAUUCAAUUUGAAAAGUGGUUGCAGUGGCUGAAAGUGUUGCCUGAGGUAGAAAAGGUGGAAGUUCCUCGGUGCUACAGGUCAACGAUAUCGAUCGAAAGUGCUAUGGAGGUGCAAAUGCAUGUAUUUGUUGAUGCGAGUGAAAAUGGAUUUGCAGCGGUAGUGUACCUCCGAUUUCAGCAAGGCAACUUGACUGAAACUGCGUUGGUGGGAUCUAAAACCAGAGUUGCUCCGUUAAAAUUCUUAUCGAUUCCCCGUUCCGAACUUCAAGCUUGUGUUAUUGGAGCCCGAUUUUCCACCAGUAUACUCAAAUCGCUGACUGUAAAGGUAGACAGACGUUUCUUCUGGACCGACUCUAGCGACGUUAUCAGUUGGAUUAAUAGCGACCAUCGCCGGUAUAGUCAAUUUGUAGCCUUCCGGAUCAGCGAGAUACUUGACACUACCGAAAUGCACGAAUGGCAAUGGCUCCGAACCCAAUCCAAUGUAGCCGACGAAGGAACGAAGUGGAAGCGGGUUCCUGACUUGAGGAAUACUAGUCGAUGGUUUACUGGACCUGAUUUUUUGAAGAAACCAAUCAACGAAUGGCCGGUAGAGUUAGCGGCUCCAAAAGCGACCAAUGAGGAACUUCGUCCACAUCUACUCGUCCACGUUAUAGUGCCCGGUCCUGUUAUAGAUCCAGAAAACUUUUCCCAGUGGACACCUCUAGUGCGACGGGUAGCAUUAGUUUUCCGCUUCAUUAGCAACGUAAGAAUUUCUGAUGCUGAGCAGCGAAGCAAAGGAUCACUUACGACUUGCGAACUAGUACGAGCAGAAAGAUAUUUGUACCGUUUUGCACAAUGCUGUGCAUACGCGGAUGAAAUAGCAGUAUUGACAAAUAAGCGCGUAUCAAACGGUAAUGAGAUGUCGGUACCAAAGAGUAGCCCAAUAUAUCAGCUUUGUCCCUUCCUCGAUGAACAUGAUGUCCUCCGUAUGCGAGGCCGAACCGCCGCCUGUCCGUUCGUCGAUCAACAUGCUGUCAACCCAAUCAUUCUUCCAAGGAAUCAUCAAGUCACCCGACUGGUAGUGGGUCAUUAUCAUCGAAUGUAUCACCACCAAAAUCAUAACACUGUCCUCAACGAGCUUCGACAGCGGUACGUCAUAUCACGUUUAAAGGCCACCUUCAACAAGAUCCGUCGUGAUUGCCAGCAGUGCAAGAAUGAUCGCAUACGCCCUCUGGCACCCAUUAUGGGUAAUUUGCCUGUGGCUCGUCUGGCCGCCUACAGCCCUCCAUUUAGCCAUAUGGGUGUCGAUUAUUUUGGGCCUUUAUCAGUCAGUGUUGGGCGCAGGUCUGAAAAGCGGUGGGUCCUCCUAGCAACUUGCCUUACCACGCGGGCUAUCCAUCUUCAAGUUGUGCACUCCAUGACCACCAAUUCCUGUAUUAUGGCUAUAAGAAACGUUAUGGCCAGAAGAGGUACACCUGCUGUUAUUUACAGUGACAGAGGUACGAACUUUCAGGGAGCAUGCUCAGAAUUGGAGACCGCAAUGAAGAACUUAGAUAAUGAGAGACUGGCAAAGGAAUUCACCACUUCGAAUACUACCUGGACGUUCAUCCCUCCCGCAUCUCCACACAUGGGUGGAGCGUGGGAACGCUUGGUCAGAACGGUUAAGCAGAACUUAGACCGGAUCAAACCUAGCGAAAGUAUGCCACACGAAGUCCUGGAAAACAUGCUUAAUGAGGUUGAGAAUAUUAUUAAUUCUCGACCGUUGACGUCGAUCCCUAUCGAUAAUGAUCAAUCUCCAGUCUUGACGCCCAACCAUUUUCUUUUGGGGUCAAGCAAUGGGAUGAGGUCAUGGGUUCCGCUUGAUGAUAGUCCUAGAACAUUGAAGAGCAGUUGGCAUUUCUCCCAAAUCUUGGCCAAUCGUUUUUGGAAGCUUUGGCUACAGGAUUACCUGCCAUCAAUCACCCGCCGAACCAAAUGGUUUACAGAAACCAAGCCAAUCAAGGUCAACGAUAUUGUUAUAAUAGUGGAUCCUAAGCUUGCCCGGAACUGCUGGCCUAAGGGAAGGGUAAUAGGUAUCAAGAAGAGUACAGAUGGACAAGUACGGAGCGCUACAGUGCAAACUUCCAGUGGCAUAUACGAACGACCAACAGUUAAGCUCGCCGUGCUUGACGUAGGCGUCGAAGAAAAUGCGCAUCCAGACGACCAGGAGCGCAUUCUGGGGGGCGCUGUUGAUUCCGCUACGUCGACACUCCGUCGAGCCCCCGAUGCCCCAGUUUCGACCACACCCGACGGCCAUCAAAGGGAUUGUUUCGUGCACGAUAGACGUCAGACCCCGUAGGUAGAAACAAUAGGGACACAGAACAAGCAAGUGAAUGUGAUGACAUGAAGAUCACUCUAGAAGCUAAAAUUAAAAUAAUUUGGAUUAAGUGAAUUACUUAUGCUCUAAUGAAAUGAAUUCCAAGUGCUACUUAUUAUCUAACUGUUUAGAUACCAUGCAAGUAAUUUAAACAUCUAAAUGGUGAAACUCGUGAUCUAUAUGCUAGUUGUUUCUUAUUGCAGUUUUUGAAGUAGCUUACUGGAAUUGUACUACACAUGAAUUCGUAGAUAUAUAUAAAAUUACAGAUAAGGCAUAAAUUUAAGGAAGUGCAUUCAAAACUAGUAACUAGGAUACAUACACUUAAACACUAAAUUGAACUACGACACUUGUCACAGGGAAGAAUUUAUAAGUUGAAGAAUCAACGCAUCAACUAGAACGGUUGAGCGGUAACGAAUUACUACAAGAAUUUUGUAAUUUAUUCUUCGUAUCAUCUCACCAAUAAAUUCACAUAAUUGACUAUUCGUCUAUUACCGCCCAAC
Molecule: messenger RNA, 4707 nt
Organism: Aedes albopictus (Asian tiger mosquito)
Lineage: Eukaryota; Metazoa; Arthropoda; Insecta; Diptera; Culicidae
Exons: 4
Coding region: 92-4189 (1365 amino acids)
Biological process (GO): DNA integration
Molecular function (GO): nucleic acid binding
Source: RefSeq, a predicted model, not a curated record